Microthlaspi erraticum is the source of this 1788-nucleotide messenger RNA. The record is from the annotation of a GenBank genome assembly. NCBI's taxonomy places the organism in Eukaryota, Viridiplantae, Streptophyta, Magnoliopsida, Brassicales, Brassicaceae.
AUGGUGGCUGCAAGUCCCGGCGGCGGCUCAAUGAAGAGCUUGACCAUCCAAAUCCUAACCGGAAGAUGGUUCAUGUUCUUCGGGAGUCUCUUAAUCAUGUCGGCGGCUGGAGCCACUUAUAUGUUCAGUCUCUACUCAGGAGAUAUCAAGGACGCCUUACACUACGACCAAACCACUCUUAACCUCCUCAGUUUCUUCAAAGAUCUUGGAGCCAACGUCGGAGUCCUCGCUGGUCUAAUCAACGAGGUCACUCCUCCUUGGUUCGUCCUCUUGAUCGGAGGUAUACUUAACUUCUUCGGCUACUUCAUGAUUUGGCUCGCCGUCACGGAACGGAUCUCGAAGCCUAAAGUUUGGCAAAUGUGUCUCUACAUCUGCGUUGGAGCCAACUCGCAGUCCUUCGCUAACACCGGAUCGCUCGUCACGUGCGUCAAGAACUUCCCGGAGUCACGUGGUGUCGUCUUGGGGAUCCUCAAGGGCUAUGUUGGUCUUAGUGGCGCCAUCAUUACUCAGCUCUUCCAUGCCUUUUACGGCGACGACACCAAAUCUGUCAUCUUGAUGAUUGGUUGGUUGCCAGCAGCAAUCUCGUUUGCGUUCUUGAGGACGAUAAGGAUAAUGAAAGUGGUGAGGCAGACAAACGAGCUAAAAGUGUUCUACAACUUCCUCUACAUAUCGCUAGGGCUCGCGACGUUUCUCAUGAUAGCAAUCAUCACCGACAAACUCACCGGGUUUACAAGGAGCGAGUUCGGCGGUAGCGCCGCUGUGGUGAUCAUCUUGCUUCUUUUGCCGAUCAUAGUCGUCGUCUUGGAAGAGAGGAAGCUCUGGACAGAUAAACAAGUCGCCUUAAACAAUCCAGCACCGAUCAACAUCGUCACGGAGAAACCAAACUUAGAGUUGGCAGAGGUCAAAGAGUCAAAGAAAGAAGAGGAUAAGGUUAAAACGGCGUCGUGUUGGACGACUAUGUUUAGUCCACCGGAGAGAGGAGAUGACUACACGAUCUUGCAAGCGUUGUUUAGUGUAGACAUGUUGAUUCUGUUCUUGGCGACGAUCUGUGGCGUGGGAGGGACUUUGACGGCGAUAGAUAAUUUGCGUCAGAUCGGAGACUCGUUAGGUUAUCCAAAGAGAAGCGUAAGCACGUUCGUGUCACUCGUGAGCAUAUGGAAUUACUUUGGUCGUGUGGUUUCAGGUGUUGUCUCUGAGAUCUUCUUGAUCAAGUACAAAUUCCCAAGACCUAUAAUGCUCACGAUGAUCCUCCUCUUCUCCUGCGCCGGCCACCUCCUCAUCGCGUUUAAUGUUCCCGGAGGACUUUACGUGGCUUCGGUCAUCAUAGGGUUUUGUUUCGGUGCGCAAUGGCCGCUUCUGUUUGCUAUCAUCUCCGAGAUUUUCGGGCUUAAGUACUACUCGACGUUGUAUAACUUUGGUUCGGUCGCGAGCCCGAUCGGGUCUUAUUUGCUAAACGUUCAGGUCGCGGGGUAUUUGUACGAUAAGGAGGCGAUGAAGCAAAACAAUGCAUUAGGGACACUGAGAAAGUCUGGUCAAGAUUUGAGUUGCGUAGGAACGUCAUGUUUUAAGUUGUCUUUUAUUAUAAUUACCGCGGUAACUUUGUUUGGUGUAUUGGUCUCGAUGAUAUUGGUGAUCCGGACCAAUAAGUUUUACAAGAGUGAUAUCUACAAGAAGUUUAGAGAAAAAGCGUUGGCCAACGAGAUGGAGAUGGCAGCGCCGGCUCCGGCAAGAUCGGCGGUGGUGGCGGAGGAAGAGAAGAAGGAUGAUGACAAAGGCAAAAGAAAAUAA